AUGCCCGAACAAAAGACCGCAGUCAUCACCGGUGCCUCCUCUGGUAUCGGGUACGCCGCCUCCAUCGAAAUGGCCAAGAGAGGCUACCAGGUCUAUGCCUGUGCGAGAAGAUUGGAGCCAAUGGAGGAGUUAAAGAAGUACGGCGUCAAAAUCUUCACUUGUGAUGUUACCGACUUGGAAAGCGUCAAAAAAGCCAAAGCAUACGUGGAAAAGGAAACUAACGGUAAACUUGACGUGUUGUACAACAAUGCCGGCCAGGCGUGCACUAUCCCAGCGAUCGACGCUACUGACGAACAGGCAUUGCAAUGUUUCCAGGCCAAUGUUCUUGGUCCUGUUAGAAUGACACGUGAAUUCUCCUCGCUUUUGAUUGAAGCCAAAGGUAUCAUUGUCUUCACUGGAUCCGUUGCGGGUGACGUGCCUUUACCAUGGGGUUCUAUUUACGGUGCCACCAAGGCUGCAAUUCACCAGUUUGCGGCUGUUUUGCACUUGGAGAUGAAGCCAUUUGGUGUUAGAGUGCUCAAUGUGGUUACCGGGGGUGUCAAGACGAACAUUGCUGACAACAGACCUUUUCCAGAGACCUCUGUCUACGCCUGUGCUGAAUUUGACGCUUCAAUUACCGAAAUGAGGCAGAAGGUUUCCAAGAACCAUCCAAUGUCGGCCGAGGUUUACGCCAAGAAAGUUGUUGACGAUAUUGAGUCCAGUAGCAACAGACUCAAUGUCUAUAGAGGAGCCAAGGCCACUGCUGCGUCUAUUCUUAUGGCUAUCGUCCCGAGAUUUAUCAUUGAGAUGAUCAUUUCGGUGAGCUUCAAGUUGCUGCCACUCGAGGCUGCCCUUCAGAAAAAAUUCUCCAAGAAGGCGGAUUAGUUUAUGCCGAUGACCUCAGUUUGUAGGUAUGUACGUUACAGAUUAUACGACACCGGAGUCAUAUGUAAAGCUGUCUAAGCUUCCAGUACGCAGGGGGUUUAUAAUAAGCAAGAUUUUUUCUGCCAACUAAUUUAGUUUGAAACUUCCCGCUAGAUAUACCGCAAAAUGAGUGGAUGGUUAAAUUAAUAGAACAAAAUUUCAUAAACCAGUUUCAGGCACGCAUGAGAGAAAUAUGUCGAAGAGUGACAAUAUGAUAAUC
This is a messenger RNA of Babjeviella inositovora NRRL Y-12698, 1123 nucleotides long. Its product is annotated as SDR family oxidoreductase. Gene Ontology annotation, biological process: triglyceride catabolic process; phosphatidic acid biosynthetic process. Lineage: Eukaryota; Fungi; Ascomycota; Pichiomycetes; Serinales. Gene Ontology annotation, cellular component: lipid droplet; endoplasmic reticulum. The coding region runs from base 1 to 864 and encodes 287 amino acids. The transcript is spliced from 2 exons. Gene Ontology annotation, molecular function: acylglycerone-phosphate reductase (NADP+) activity; triacylglycerol lipase activity. The record is from RefSeq and is a predicted model, not a curated record.